Lineus longissimus is the source of this 3443-nucleotide messenger RNA. RefSeq names its product phosphatidylinositol 3-kinase catalytic subunit type 3-like. The record is from RefSeq and is a predicted model, not a curated record. NCBI's taxonomy places the organism in Eukaryota, Metazoa, Nemertea, Pilidiophora, Heteronemertea, Lineidae. The coding region runs from base 137 to 2872 and encodes 911 amino acids. Gene Ontology annotation, cellular component: phosphatidylinositol 3-kinase complex, class III, type II; cytoplasm; peroxisome. The transcript has 19 exons. Gene Ontology annotation, molecular function: 1-phosphatidylinositol-3-kinase activity. Gene Ontology annotation, biological process: autophagy of peroxisome; phosphatidylinositol-mediated signaling; endocytosis.
GGAGAAAAUCGAAAUUUUUGGCUAAGUCGCGCGCACGUCAAGUUUAGAGGACAUUGCGCGAGACUUGCUCUAAAUGGUUAUGAUUUCCUUGUUUUGAGUUGAAUUAUCACCACUUUUCUCGUACGCUGGCUUCGAUAUGGCAGUUGAGACGUCUGCAGCUAGGUUCUACUAUGUCUAUAGUAGUGAUCUGGAUGUUAAUGUGGAAAUCAAAAUUGGUACGCUUGAAGGAAUGAGAGAGCGCCCGAAAUACAAGGAGCUGAUAAAUGAUCCCAUGUUGAAGUACUCUGGCAUCUACCAAGAAGGAUGUGCAGACCUCUAUGUCACUUGUCAAGUGUUUGAAGACCACAAGCCGUUGGCUCUACCAGUCAGGACCUCUUACAAAGCAUUUAGUACCAGAUGGAACUGGAACGAGUGGUUAACACUGCCAAUAAAGUACAGUGAUUUGCCAAGGAAUGCCCAACUUUCCCUGACAGUCUGGGACGUUUAUGGAACUAGAGAUGCAACACCGGUCGGAGGGACAACUAUUCAAGUCUUUGGAAAGUAUGGGACCUUCCGACAGGGAAUGCACGAUUUGAGGGUAUGGCCAAAUGUUGAGGCUGAUCCGUCACAACCCAGCACCACCCCUGGAAAGGCAGACAGAGACAAGGACCAGAUGGCAAAUUUAGCAAAGCUUACAAAGAAACAUCGAAAUGGACAUAUGCCAACAGUUGAUUGGUUGGACAGACUGACGUUCCGGGAAAUUGAGAUGGUCAAUGAGAAAGUCAAGCGAGACUCGAACUUUAUGUAUUUGAUGGUUGAAUUCCCACAAGUGAUACUAGGAGAAACAGAAUAUGCUGUGGUUUACUUUGAAAAGGAUGGUGAUGAUGUUUACCAAAUCCGGACUUACAAUGACAUUGUUACAGUCCCCGACCCUGAGAUAGCUAUGGAAAAUCUUGUCGAGAGUAAACAUCACAAACUCGCCAGAAGCCUACGAAGUGGUCCGGCCGAUCGAGACCUGAAGCCAAAUGCUGCCACCAGAGACCAGCUCAACCUUAUUGUCAAUUAUCCACCAACUAAGACUUUGUUAUCAGAAGAUCAGGAUCUAGUCUGGAAGUUUAGAUUUUAUCUCUCAAAUCAGAAAAAGGCCCUGACAAAGUUUCUCAAAUCUGUGAACUGGAACGUGCUGCAGGAGGCCAAGCAGGGUCUGGAUUUACUGAGGAAGUGGAGCCCGAUGGACGUGGAUGAUGCCCUCGAGUUAUUGUCACCCACCUUCACUGACCCGUCGGUGAGGAAAUAUGCCGUGGCAAGGCUACAACAGGCAAAUGAUGAGGAUUUGUUACUGUACCUCCUCCAGCUUGUGCAAGCCCUCAAAUACGAGAACUUCGAUGAAAUCAAGGCGGCUGCUGGCAGGGACUCCAUACAGCCGGGCCCAACACAGCUUGGUGCGACGUUCUUGAAUGAGAACAUGACGUCGAGUUCAUCGUCAUUAGAAAGCAGGUCACCCGCUAGCAGCCAAUCCCAUUCGAAAGGCUCUUCCAGUACCGAGGAAGACGUGAUGAGCCAGAGUGGCUCAGACAGCAAGGACAGCAGUCUUCAGAGCAAAGACAGCAGUCUUCAGAGUACAGACUCACAAAAUGGAAAUAACAUGGACUUGGCCACAUUCCUGAUCCACCGAGCAUGCCAGAAUUCUGUCCUAUGUAAUUACUUUUUCUGGUACGUGUUGGUCGAGAGUGAUGACCAGGAGUCGAAAGAUAAGAAGGUGAUCGAAAUGUACAACACGGUGCUGCGAAGGUUUAGCCACGCGUUGAUGAAGGGCGGUAAGGAUUUCCGUUUGAGACGGUCACAGUUCGUAGGGCAGCAGAAGUUCAUGGAGAGACUGAUCAACUUGGUCAAGAUGGUCGCAAGGGAGAGUGGCAAUAGAAAGAAAAAAAUAGAGAAGCUACAAGCCCUCUUAGCUGACCAGGAGGUAGUGCAGUACAACUUCGCCGGCUUUGAACCCCUGCUCUUACCCUUGGACCCCACUAUCAAAAUCAAAGCAAUCAUUCCAGAGCAAGCGACUCUUUUUAAGAGUAACAUGAUGCCUUGCCGGCUCACAUUCAAAACAGUGGACGACACUGAAUACAUUGCAAUAUUCAAACAUGGCGAUGACAUGCGACAAGACCAGCUUGUCCUGCAGAUCAUCACACUCAUGGAUCAGCUCUUACGCCGUGAGAACCUUGACCUGAAGUUGACCCCCUACAAGGUGCUAGCCACGAGCAGUAAAGAUGGCUUAGUCCAGUAUAUUAGUUCAAUCUCCAUCGCAGAGGUCCUGACAUCAGAAGGCUCAAUACAAAACUUCUUCCGUAAACAUUCCCCCAGUGAAAAUGGACCGUAUGGUAUAUCACCAGAAGUUAUGGAUAAUUACAUCAAAAGUUGUGCUGGAUACUGUGUGGUGACAUACCUUCUCGGUGUUGGUGAUCGUCAUUUAGACAAUCUUCUGCUGACAAAAGCAGGUAAACUGUUUCACGUUGACUUUGGCUACAUCCUUGGGCGGGACCCCAAACCGAUGCCGCCCCCUAUGAAGCUGAGUAAAGAGAUGGUAGACGCCAUGGGAGGAACAAACAGUGAACACUUCCAUGAUUUCAAGAAGUUAUGCUAUACUGCUUUUCUCCAUUUGAGAAGAUCCGCCAACCUUUUCCUGAACUUGUUCUCCCUGAUGGUCGACGCCAAUGUUCCCGACAUUGCCCUCGAGCCCGACAAGACGGUGAAGAAGGUACAGGAUAAGUUCCGUCUUGAUCUCACGGACGAGGAAGCGGUCCACUUCAUGCAGAGUCUUCUUGAUGUCAGCGUGUCGGCCAUGAUGCCUGCAUUGGUGGAACAGAUGCACAAAAUUGCACAGUACUGGAGGAAAUGAGGAGCCGUUGAUCAUGGGAUCAAAUUCUAAGGAUAUUGGUGCUAUUGCCUGACUUUGUCAGCAUCUGCUUGCGCUGUUGAGGACUUUUCUACAUAACAUUCUUUUGGCCGCAAAGUUUUGAAUACUUGACUAGAAAAAGCAGGACGUUUUGGAAACGAACUUUUCACAAUUGACAGUCUUUGUGAGUUGAUCAAAGAAUGAUAGGGGAUUGACUGUGUCAUGAAAUGUUUCUGGUCUUUCUAAAAGCAUUUGUUCUUCUUCACUGGUGGAUAUAUAGUGGAUGGAAAAUACUGUGUCGACUUAAUUGAGCCAGUUUAGGGGUGCCUGAACAAAAAGGCCAGUUUUGCCUGUAAUAGACCCACAUGUGUGCCAGGCACGGUUCAACCAGCUUGAACAUAUCGACACAGUAUGUAGACCUUCACAGUUGGUAAAAUCAUGUUUCAAGGUUGUGAUGUAUCAUCUGGAUGGAAGAACCUCAGCUGGGUUUUUUCAUGUCAAAUGUGAUUUUCCACAUACUAUGAAUGUAAAUAUUUGUCAGUAUGUGCAAUAAAGUACAUUAUUUAUUACAAUA